Messenger RNA from Tetrahymena thermophila SB210, 7986 nucleotides. Its product is annotated as glutamate synthase, putative. Gene Ontology annotation, molecular function: 2 iron, 2 sulfur cluster binding; glutamate synthase activity. NCBI's taxonomy places the organism in Eukaryota, Ciliophora, Oligohymenophorea, Hymenostomatida, Tetrahymenidae. The record is from RefSeq and is a predicted model, not a curated record. The transcript has 10 exons.
AUGAUCAAGAAUUUAUCUAAAGGUAACUCAGGCAUCCAACAGAUUUUGAAGUCUCAUUCAAGCUUAUAAGUAAAAAAAUAUUUUUCUACUUCUUGGAAGUGGGAACAUCUUAAUUUAUGGGAGAAGCCAUUGAGUCUAAAAGAAAGAGCUCAAGAAUCAAGUAGUUUAAAACAAGAAUUAGAACAAAAAUAGGUUUAGGCAAAUAACUCAUAAGAGGAGCUUUAAUUAAGUGAACCAUUGAGAACAUCUCAUUAGAUCACUUUAAAGCAAUAAAUACCCAUUAAUAGCAUCAAGGAGUACUUCAAUUCUUUAGUUGUAAAAGAAAAAGGCACAACAAGCUUUGACGAUUACUUAAAGCACAGAGCUUAAUUAAAGUUAUUGAACUAAGCAAAUAAUUAGCCACAACAAUAGCAUCAGGUAUAACAGCCUUUACAGUAACAAACAAUAACAAAAUCAAGCUUCUCUACCCAAACAGCUUAAGCUUAUGAAGAGCUUAAGUUAUUAGCAAAAAAGAGGGGAAUGACAGUAAGUCAAUUUGUAGCUUUAUCAAACCAAAUGAUAAGAACUUUGAAUUGUAAGUCGACUUUUGAAGAAAGAAAAUCUAACUAUUCAGAUGAUUUAAAGAAGGAGUUUGAGGAGUACACAACAGAAUAAAUAGCCUAGAUUCUCUCUUGCCAUAUAGAAAUAGGUGGUAUGUCUGAUGGUGCUCUCUCCUCCUAAGUGCAUAGACAUUUGACUCAUGCUGCCAAUAAAACUGGAGUCUUAUCAAAUGCAGGUGAAGGAGGUGUAGAAGAAGAUAGACACUAAACAAUCGAAAAUCCACUUAUUAUUUAGUGCGCAUCUGGCCGUUUUGGAUUCGAUUUAACCUCAAUUAUUGAAGCUGAUGAAGUAUAAAUUAAAUUAGCAUAAGGAGCUAAACCUGGUGAAGGAGGCCAUUUACCUGGUUCGAAGGUAUCUUUAAGAAUUGCUGCUAUCAGAAGAGCAAGAAAAGGAACUACUUUAAUCUCACCUUAACCUUAGCAUGAUUUAUAUUCUAUCGAAGAUUUAUAUUUACUAAUUCAUGCUUUAAAGAGUGUAAAACCAGGAAUUUAAGUUAAUGUAAAGUUAGCAUCAGAUCCUGAUGUUGCUAUAACAGCUCUGGGAGCAGUCAAAGCUGGAGCUGAUAGAAUUACCAUAGCAGGACAUAGCGGUGGUACUGGUGCAGCUAAAAUAAGCUCGAUCUUUAACACAGGUAUGCCAUGGGAGUGGGGGGUUGCUCUUACUCAUUAGAUGCUUGAUGCUUACGAUUUGAGAAAUAAAAUACAACUUGUUGCAAGUGGUGGUAUUGUAAACGGCUGUGAUGUUGUAGAAGCUAUUCUACUUGGUGCAGAUAAAGUUGAAAUUGGUACUUCAGCUUUAGUAAGUUUGGGAUGCAUUAUGCUUAGAAAAUGCCAUUCUCCUAGAUCAAUUUCUAUAGAUUCUCUUAUUUAACCAUUAAAAAAGAGCGCUGAAAGCAAAAAUAUAGAUGUCAACUUGUUAGCAAGAAUGGUUUAUGAUUCUUUGUGUGAGGCUGGAUAUGUUGAAGUGUCAACAGGCGCAGUUACUUUAGAUUAUUAAGAAAUGGAAGAACGUCAUGGAAAUUUGAAUGAGUUAGGUUUAGAAGAAUCAUUAGUCGAAAUAUCAAGAAAAGUAUUAGAAAAUGCAAGUGGUGGAUGUACAGUUGGAUUGAACACACAAGAUCCUUUAUACAUCAAAAAAUAUGAAGGUACUCCAGAAAAAGCUUAAGAUUUCUUGUUUAUGAUGGGACUUGGAGCUCUUAGAUAUAUGAAUGAAAAAUGUAAUUAAAAAGGUAGUUUGUAUAAGCUGAGAGGCAGAGCUAAAGAAUUUCUAUAAAGCAACAGAUUCUUCUCUGAUAUGGAUAUGUUACUGGGUAAAAUACAGCUUAAAGCUCAAAAAGGAUAUAUUGAUACUUUGCUUUAAAUUCCAUCAGAAAAAGACAUCAAAGUAAUUGAGAGAAUUCAAAGUCAUAUCCAAGAGCACAAAAAUUCUUCUGAAAUACCACCACUUCUUAUAAAUGAUAUAUCUCUCACACAAUCUGAUGUUUCAUUUGGAGCUGCUAUUAGUGGUUAUUGCUAAUAUCAUAACGUUAAUUUCCCUAUUAAAAUACAUCUCCACUCAAGUCAUUAAGUUGGACCAUAGAAUUUUGGCUGCUUCUUGAAAAAUAAUAUAACACUUGUUAUUGAAGGUAGUUGCAAUGAUCAUGUAGGAAAAGCUAACUCAGGAGGAAAAAUUGUUGUUAAGAAGAAACAAAAUAACUUAAAAGUAAUUGUAGGUAAUUCUAUUGGAUUCGGUGCUACUUGUGGUGAAAUGUAUAUAGAUGGAUGUUCUGGAACUAGAUCUUUUGUUAGAAAUUCAGGAAUGGAAGCUGUUGUAACUGGCAACGUAAAUGAUCAUUUCUGUGAAUUUAUGACAAGAGGUAACGUUGUUGUUUUAGGAAAAGUUGGUAGAAACUGUGGAGCAGGAAUGACUGGAGGCUACUUAUUUUUGAACUAUGAUAUUGAGUAAAAUAGAAAAAAUGUAACAGGUAAGAGAUUCUUAAGCUUAGAAGAGCAUAGUGAUGCUCGUGACAUAUUUAAGAGGUUAGUUGAGAAUUGCUACAAAGAAACUUAAUCUAAAGAAGCUAAGCAUGUUUUGGAUAAUUGGUAGGAGUCUGUCAAAAAAUUCAAGUUCCACAAUCCAUACAAUUUGAACUUUUUAUUGGAGUCAGACUACCUAAAUAAAAGUAAAAAGGAAAAUACAUAUGAGUUAUUUGCCAGCGAUUCUGGAGUUGGAGAAUCACUAGCUAAAUUGUUUAAUAGUAAAAAAAGAUAAACUCCCUUUUCGUUUAGAUUUAAUGGUGUAGCAGGAAACGACUUUGCUUCGUUUUGCCCUCCUUAAUGUAAUAUGAUUUUCGAAGGAUCCAGACUUGGAUAAUUUGUUGGAUAUGCUAGUAAAGGAAAUGUUGUAUUGAACUAAAAAUCAGCUGGUAAACUUAGUGGCGCAUUUACUGGAAGAUAUCCUUUCAUGAGAUCAAGUGCAAACAUUUUUGUUAAAUCUGAAAAUGAGCUGGGACACCAUGCUCUUUUUCAAUUUAAUGGUACUGCAAUAAUUACAAAUACUGGCGUUAACUGUUGCCAUGAGCUCAGAGAAAAUGCUAAAGUAAUUGUGUUGGGAGAGAUUGGACAUGGGUUUGCUAAAAAUGCUCAUCUUUAAAGCACGAUUAUUGUUAAUGUAAAUAAAGCUGCUAAUGUCAACGAAGAUAGCUUGAAAUAGUUAACAUUUUAAUAAUCAAAGUGGAUCCUUGAGUAUUUUAGAUAAUUUUCUAAGCUAAUUCCUCAUAAUUCUCCUUAAGGUACUACCUCUAAAAAGUCGUAAUAACAUAAUAGUCAGGAAAAAGAAAUAAUUUUCUAAAAUGGAGAUCUAGUUAUUUAUAAUGACACAAACAACUAGUUUACAGAAUUAGAAAAUAUCAAAAUGAUUGAGAAGCAUUUUAGAAUGUUUAAUCACGAAAAAGACUUUUACAGCUAUAAAAAUAUCAAAGAGAGAGAGAAAAUCAUCAAAUUAGCUAAAAAUCUUUUAAAAAUAUAGCAAUCUGCUGGAUGGAAUUCUGAAAUUUAAACUUGCAUAGAAUCUAUAGCAAAGAGUGGUCUUGAUGAAAUGACUUAUUCGAUGGGUGAUUAACUUAACUUUUAAGAUAGGUUUAUGAACUCAGGUUCUAGUACUAAUUUUUAUGGCUUAUUUAGAUAGCCAUUUGCUUAAGAAACUCGUCCACCUGUAGAUGCUGACUCUGAAAGCCAGUUUAUCAACACUGACAUAUAUAUAAAAGCUUAUUCCCCAAAUGAAUAUAAAGAAACAUACUACAAAUUUGAUCACCCAAUAAUUAGUUCCAGCUAAUUAGAAUAAUUACUUCAUUAAGUAAAUCCUAUUGAAGUAGAUUUAAGAUGUGAUGUCUUCGAAAUACAAGUGGCUGAGACCACAGUUGAAGAGAAAAUUGAUAUGAUUUUGAAGCAAAUUAGAAACGAAAUAGUUGUUGGUAAUAAGAGAGUGAUUUUAUUUACCCACAGAUUAGGAUCAGAAUCAGAAUCAAGAACUAGCGAUCAUAUAGAAACAUAAAGAGAUGACUCUUUUAACGAUCAGAUGCACUUGGAUUCUUGGGUUAUUAUUGGUUUAAUAAGACAAAGACUAAAAAAAGAGGGAUUAGUUGAUUUCGAUGUUAUUUUGGAGACAGAUGAACCCAUUGAUCCUCAUUCUUUAGAUGUACUUUUAAAUGUCUGUGGUGUUAAAUUAGUCUAUCCAAGAGCUGUUGAAAAACACUUCUCUGUUCUAGCAAACAGAUAUAAAGAUUUAAGAGGAGCAACUUAUACCAGCCAAGAAUUAUGGAGAAAUUAUGCUAUUGGAAUGCAAAAAGCUCUGAAGAGAAUUAUAGCAAAAGAUGGUGAUGUUGAUUUAAGCACUAGAGUUUACGCAUAAACUUACACUUGUUUAUUCCUCCAAAAGAAGUUGGCAAAUUAAAUUGGUGUUGAAUCUUUCUUUAGUGCUGAAGCCCUAAAUCUAGGUUUUAUUGCAUCUGUUUUCUAAAAUCGCUUUAUGGGAACAAUUAAUGAUGGUAUAUUAAACAGCUCAAAUCUGUAAUCAAAUACAAAAAUUGAACAGGAUUUAAACAAGGGGAAUAUGCUCAAAUCUAGUAAAAAGUUUUAACAUUUGUGGGAUAAUAAGAGAGUUGAUGCUCUUUAGACUAUGAUUGCAAAACCCUCUUUAGAUUCUUUCUUUGCUUACUUCGAAAAAUUAACAAGAGUGAACAUUAGAUAAAACUUUAAAGAUAGACCUCAUACUGUAUCUGUUGCUGUUAUUGGAGCUGGUCCAGCUGGUUUAGAGACGGCUAUAUAAAUAUCAAAUAAUUAUCCAGAAGUUGAUGAGAUAGUACUUUUUGACUCUUACUUUGCACCUGGUGGAAAAAUUAUUGAUGCAGUUGCUCCUGAUCACCCAAUCACAAAAAAAUAAUUAAAGAAUUUCUCUAUUUUCGAACAUGAAAAAAUUAAAUUUGUAGGAAAUUCCUAUAUCGAUUAACGUCGUAUGAGAUACAUUUAUGAACAAUUCAGUGCAGUAUUUUUAACUCAUGGUGCAACUCCCCGUAAACUUGCUGAAAAUAUUUCAGGAAAAGAAUACGUCAUUUCUGCAGACGAUGUUGUUAAAUGGUAUAACUCUAAGACAGAUAUGAAUGAUAAUAAUACUGAAGGUAUUCCAUUCUACAGAACUGAAAAGGCUCAUCCACCUUGCCCUUUUAGCAUCCCAGAAACAGAAUCGAUAUCUAUAAUUGGCGUUGGUAAUGUAUCACUUGACAUAGCAAGAAUUUUAUUAAGAAACCCUGACGAUGCUAUAUUAAAAGACAACAUCACCACUUAUGUAUACAACGAACUCAAGCGCUCCAGAGUAAGAAAUGUCACUUGUAUUGGCAGAAGAGAACCGUAUGAAGCUAAGUUUGGAAUGCCAGAGCUGCUUGAAUUAAAAGACUUAGCUGAUAAUGAAAAAUAAUUUUAAUUAGCUGCUUAAUUUGAUUUAUUAACAGCUUCUGCAAAUGUUGAAAAAAUCAAGCAAAAACUUAUUAAAAAGCAAUAGUCUCUUGCAUAAUUAUAAUCGUAACCAAAACAAAAGGAGCAAUAAGAUCAAGCUGAUUAACUUAAAGAAGAAGUAGAAGAACUUGAAAAUAGAAUUUAACUCUUUGAAUUUUUCAAGCAAUAUCAUAAAACUCCAGAAUAAAUAAAUGAAAUGAAACAAAAUUCAACUAUUAAGUUUAUUAACUUUAUCUUCAAUGAAGAUAUUGAUCCUGUUAAAGGAUUUGAAAAAUAAAGUGGAACCAACAGAGUCAUGGGACAUUUCAUAUCAGGCAAUACAAUUGAAGCAGAAGCUUUUAUUGCAUCUUUGGGCUAUUAGCCUCAUAUGCCUGUUUCAAAUAUUCUUUAAAUAACACCAUCUGGUUAAACUGGAUUUUCCACUCAAAAAUAAGCAUAAUAAUCUCAAGCUGGUACGAUUGCCUAAACACCAACUUAUAUAGUUCCAAACCUUCUUGUAGCAGGCUAAGCUAAAACUGGUAUCGGCACUAUAGGACACACUAAGUCAGAUGUGAAAACACUAUUGAAAAACUUUAAUGCAGAAAACUUACAAAAAAAGCCUUCAGUUGAGGGAUUCCUCGAAGAUUACUACUAUAAAUAGGGAGCAGUGUCUAAGGAUAUAGUAUUGCAAAUCAUGCAAUCCUUAAGAUCUCACUAUACUUAAAAGUACAUCACUCCAAGUGUGAUUAAAAAGCAUAUUGAGAAUUAUAGAAAGCUUUUGUUCAUGUAACAAUAGGCUGAUAAAGGAGCAACUAUUACCAAAUAAUCUGAUAUAUAAAACAAAAAUGUCCAGCAAUCUGACACAUCUAAGUAGCCUAGAAAAUUAAAAAUCUUAUAAGAUCUUAAUGACAGUAAUCCUAAAGAAAUUGAGCUUCCUAUUUCAGAUAAAAGUUUGAGAGAUUGCCUUAAUAUAAUGUAAGGUGAUUGCGAAUCAGGUAGUUGCGGAGGAUGUUUUGUAUUCACUCAAGAUCCUGUUGAGUAAUACGAAUAGGCAGAGCAAAAAAUAGCAAUUUCAAAGGGUGGUUUAAGUGCUGAAUCUAUUCCAAAAGAGUGUAAAGCUAUCCUCAGUUGUUAGCACACUGCCAAAGAUUUAAUGAGUGAUAGAAUCACUAAGUUGAUAUUAUCAGGAUCGAAUCGCUCAGCUUGCGGUAUUGGUGUUCACAAGACUAAAUAAUCUUCUAUUGAAUUUGUUUAGAGUGCCGUUCGUCACUUGAAAGACGAUUUAGCUAGAGGAGCAGGAGUUAGUGGCUACGGUGAUGGAGCUGGACUUCUUUUGAAAAUAGACUGGGACUUUUUUGAGAGUUAUGGUGGUUUCUCCUAAUCAAUUUUGGAGAACUUUGACGAAAUUAAAAAAUCUUUAGCGAUUUGCUAAGUAUUUAUUAGAGAUAAUAAUGAUAUAAAAUUAAUAGAAGAUAAACUAACUCGCUAGGGUUUGGCUGUAAUUCAUAAACGUGAAGUCAUUAUAAACUAAAAGAAAUUCAUUUUAGGAGAAGCAAGAUAGCAUCCUCUUUCUUAUUAAUUCUUUGUAGUGCCUCAAUAACCAAAUACACUUGAUAAAAUUAUAUAAAAGAUUUAACAAAAUCCUCGUUCAGUUGUAACAGAAACAGAUGCACUGGCCUCAAUCUCAACUAAAUACGUGUGCUAUAAGUUGGCUUCAUUUGCUUCAGAAAUCGAAGCAUAUGAAGAUUUGAACCCUAAAUACGGCUACAAAGCAGAUACAAUUCUAACUCAUACCCGUUUUGCAACAACUACUUUAUAACCUAAACUGACAGGAAAUGUUGCAACAGCUGCAAUCAAGGCUCACCCUUUCUAAAAUUUAAUCCACAAUGGUGAAAUAGUAACAAAGAGAUCAAUCAUUUCUUAUCUUGAAAAGAACUCAGAAUUGUUUAAGGAAAAGGGUAUAUUAAUUGAUAGAGAAGAGCUCAUAAAAUGCAGUGAUUCAUAUGUUCUUUAAAGAUACAUUCAAUGCUUAAAAUCGCUUUAUCCUGAACUGUCUCUUGAAGAUAUUAUACAUAUGAUCACACGCUCAACAAGAGGAGAUUCUUAACUCUCUGAAUAUGCAAGGGCUAAAGGCAUGCCUUAAGUGUGUGGUCCUUGCAAUCUUUCAAUGUAUGAUGAAUACAAUGAUACACUUGUCUUUUUCAGAGACAACAGUGGAUUUAGGCCAGCUAUCUUGGUAACACAAGAAGAUUAAAUUCAUAUAGUUUCAUAGCAAUAAUGCUAAUCUCUAAAUGACAAGGUCAGUCUUCUUGAAGAAGGCUAAAUCUAUGUAAUAAAUAAUUAAAAUGUAUUUAGAGAAUAUACACCCAAUGACACUAAAGUACCUAAAAAUUUCCAAAUUAAGACAUUACCAUCUUGA